AUGGCUGCACAGCGUAUUGCCUGGAUUGGCCUUGGAAACAUCGGCCGGGGCAUGAGCCGGAACAUCGCCCUGAAAGGCCCUCAAACCAGCCCCCUGAUCCUCUACAACCGGACCACGUCCAAGGCCUCCGCCUUUGCUCAAUCCCUGGGCCCCGGCAAAGCCACUGUCGCGGAGACCCUGCCGGCCGCCGUGCGCGACGCAUCCGUCACCUUCAUCUGCGUCGGCGACGACCCCGCCGUCGACUCCAUCGUCAACACCCUCGUGUCCGACUCCUCGCUUGAUCUCACCGGCAAGACCAUCGUCGACUGCUCCACCGUCCACCCCGACACCUCUCGACGCAGCCACGCCGCCCUGACCACCCGCGGCGCCGCCUUCGUCGCGUGCCCGGUGUUCGGUGCGCCCAACGCCGCCGAGGCCGGCCAGAUGGUCGUCGUACCGGCGGGCGACCCGGCUGCCGUCGACCGCAUCAAACCAUGGCUGGAGGGAGUCACCUCCAAGGCGAUCAUCGACAUGAGCGGCGAGGAGGUCGGGCGCGCCCUGAUGCUCAAGGUCCUGGGCAACACGUUCAUCCUCAACAUGGUCGAGACGCUGGCCGAGGGCCUGGUCAUCGCCGAGAAGUCCGGCCUCGGCCGCGAGGUGUACCGCCAGUGGGUGCAUAUGUUCUCGCCCGGCCCGUUCGCCAAGUAUGCGGACCGCAUGUGCACGGGUGAUUACUACCAGCGGGAGGAGCCGUUGUUUGCGGUUGAUCUUGCCCGCAAGGAUCUGCGGCAUGCGUCGAGUCUUGCUAGCGAUGCGAACAUGCGGCUGCGUAGUGUCGAGGUUACGGAUGAGUACUUGAAACAGGUCAAGGCUGAGAAGGGUGAGAAGGGCGAUAUUGCUGGUGUGUAUGGGGCGAUUCGGAAGGAGUCCGGACUGCCGUUUGAGAAUCAGUAA
This is a messenger RNA of Aspergillus terreus NIH2624, 933 nucleotides long. RefSeq names its product NAD(P)-dependent oxidoreductase. The coding region runs from base 1 to 933 and encodes 310 amino acids. The transcript is spliced from 2 exons. The record is from RefSeq and is a predicted model, not a curated record. NCBI's taxonomy places the organism in Eukaryota, Fungi, Ascomycota, Eurotiomycetes, Eurotiales, Aspergillaceae. Gene Ontology annotation, molecular function: NADP binding; NAD binding; oxidoreductase activity, acting on the CH-OH group of donors, NAD or NADP as acceptor.